UUGAGGUAAGAUAGUGCUUCACAUUUUGACACAUUAUAAGUAAUCGAUGGUGAUAAUGACAGGAGUUGGUACUGACUUCUACGGUGCAAAAGAAUGGGCUUUGUUAGGAACAUUUUGGGGAGGUUGGGCAUGGUGAAUAGACACUCAUUACUGGUUAUGUAACACUAUACGCGUAGUUAUCCGUGGUUAGGGUAGGCUGCUAUUACAGCAAGUUCGAUCGUACCCGCCACACCAUUUCACUCACUGGUUGACAGGACAAGUUGACAAGGAUAUACUGGCUGGAUUUCUCGGGAGUUUUUGAAGGGGCUCCGUGGUAUUCGCUUCUUCCGGGUUAGAAUAGUCGAAUUGUGAUUCUCAUAAAACGACAUCUACUGGUGAUACUUUGUGUAAGAUUUUGACUUGUGUCUGACCUAACCGGAACAAAUAGCAAGAAAUGGCGUGGUCAGGUGAAGGCAGCGAGUAUGACGAAGGUGAAGAUGAAGAGACGGCUACUGACAUCGAUGAUCUCCCGGAUGAAGAACUCAUCGUGGUCCUUCGAGAUGAACAGAACAGUAUCAAGGAGGCACAACGUCUCAUUCAUAAAGAAAUCAAGUCAAUCCGUCGAGAAUUGAAGAGACUCAUAAGACAUUAUGCUGCUGCACACCCCAACCAGCAGGUUGAUGUACAACAACAUCAACGAAUCAGGUCUGUUGACUCUGGUCUAGGGGAGGUGAACUAUUCAACUGACUAUACCACAGCCAGUGAGGUCGCAUCAUCACAUGAGGACAGUGAGGUGGGAUACCAAGCCUUUCUUGAUCAUGACACUGAUCAGUUAGUCACACCUCUGAAAGGGGAUGGAAUGUACAGUCAGCAAUCUUCAGAGGUUUACGAAGCAGGCACAGGGUGUGAGGAGGAAGGGUCCACAGUACUCCCACCUCCAAAUUACAAGGGAAGUUUUGAACAUCCCAGCAAAACUGAAAAUGGCUUCAGGUCUGGCUAUGGGAUUCCUCUGCACUGGAGCAACAGUGAAAUAACACCGGCUCUGGAUGAUCACACUCGGGGGAAGAAUUCUACUUAUGAAGAUGCCUACAGCAUGGUGAGAAGGAGGCAUAGUGCAGACAAGCCACUCAAGAACAGCACGUCUAAAAGCUCCGGUAACAGGUGGAAAUCAAUUAUUCAUAAGCAUGGCCAGAAAAUCUAUUCCAUCCCAGAAUCUCAUCAGAAUCAUCUAAUACAAGAAUCCGUCCAGAGCUCAGGAGAUGAGUCACUAAGUUUUCAAGACUUAACAGGGUAUCGUAAUAAUGAGUUUGACCAACCCAGAAGAUACAGUUGCUCUCGAUUACAGAGUAGAACAGAACGCUAUAGUACCAGGCAAGUGAAAAGAACCCAGUCAGCUCAGCAUAUCGAUGUCAGAAAGGAUACCAUGUCUGGAUCAGAUUCUUCUGCAACAAAUGGGAACCAGGGGUUCCCUAGGCCAAACAUGCCCAUAUUAAAGAAAACUGACUCUUCAAGGUUUCUUUUGAGGCCAGAGAGUGGGAAUGAAGUGCUUUCAGACAGACCCCCAUCGGUAGCCAGCGACACAUCAGAAAGGACCUCAUCAAUCCGUCAGUGGAAUGGGAAGUCUAGAAUGCCUGCACAAAGCUCGGAGGAUGAGGUUAGGGAUUUGCCACGAUUUUCAGACAGGAGCUAUGAUUGCUACUUUGAUGCCGAGAGUUACAAUCAGUCUCCACAUUUUUCCCCUGGGCUCUCAAAGCGGACAGGCUCCUCCAAACAUCAUCAGCAGCAAGGAGUAAGUCCAACGAGAAUUAAGAGAGCCUCAUCAUCUCCGAGUGGUACUUCCAAAAACACAAGCAGUGCAAGGUCUAGGAAUGCCAGGCAAAGUCACACUAAUAGGGACGACAUUCACAGAAAUGCUUUCAUGGAUGAAAACUGGAAUGCAGAACCUUUACCUGAGUCCCAGUCUGACCUCUCAUAUCCAAGCAACGAGGAAGCUUACAUGGAGUCCUAUACUGAUCACGCUGCUCAGCAAUACAGAGGUCAGAAACACCCUUACAGAACCAGUCAUACCAAAAACCGAGAUACAUGUAACUUCUUGAAAGAUGUUGGUGGAAGUCCAACUCAUCCAUUAAUGAAAGCAAAAGGACUAGUAUCGAGUAUUCCUUAACCAACAAUUACAAAUACUUGUAUUACUGAAGUAAUACCGAAAUAUGAUGUAAUUAUGAACCAGAAAGUGUGGUGCAAACAAAGAGUAUGCUCACAUGUUGGCUCACUCACUGGUUCCCGCACUAAUGCCUUUUACACAUUAGACAGUUUCGGCAUAAUAUGCAUGCACAUAUCACGUAUUCGUAUCUUUUUUUGUUUGACGCCAUCAUGUCGGGUGCUACCUACAUGUAUGUGUAUGUUACUAGGUAGCCAUGUGUGUCAUCACAUACGGACGUGCAAAUCAUGCCAAAACUAAAUUUUUGCAACCUGAUACGUACCCAUGUACGUGUUCUGUACAUGUACAAACAUGAACUGUCGAAACUGUCUAAUAGUACAUGUGAUGCAUUUGCUUUAGUACUCUCUGUGCAGUACAAUGUCUUCAGUCAAUGAUAUUUCAGUCAAUAUGUAUGUACGUGAAGGUUGAAGGAAUAAAACUCCUACUAUGAACAUUGCCACAACAACCCAUUGAUCUUCACUACACCAUUAAGGUAUCUUACACAUGCGAGGCCAACAUGUCUUAACUUGAAGUUUUCCCCAAAGCAAUAUAUUGUUUUGUUCAAAAUAAUGCAAGUAGAAAGUCGCUAUGCAUUUGCUCUUCCUCCAUCAAUGAUUACGGUGGGUAAUUAAUUAAUUGAACUGAAGCUCAUACCUACUCUCUUCCUUGAAUUUAAGCUGCAUUUGAAAGCUGAAGUUACACAUUGUCGGUGACUGACCUAUAAGUUCACUUGAAUCAAUCAAAAAUAGGGCAAAAUGUAACGUUUUCUCAAACCAGCUAUAAAAACACUUCACUCUUAUUGACCUUGUACACAUUUACUCUGAACUGACUGGGGAUGCAGUAAAACAGAGAAACAAAAAAAAGGCCAGUUGCUUUAUUUUCACAAAAAGAACAAGUGUUUUCAGUUAUUAUAAAUCAUGAAGUCAAAUGGACGCUUUGCUAGUUAAACACAAGCCAACUUUUGACCCUUCUGUUGUGCUCGAAGGUCAACCCAAUUCAUCCAUGCAAUUUGACAACAGCAAAAAAUCAUGCUAGGAAAGGACAGAAAAUUAAGAGCCACUGUCAUUGUGAUGUCUAUCCUAAAGGUUUGGUUUGAAAGCAGGUAUACAUGUACACAAUGUACUCAUUUGUUUCCCUGCACCAAUAUGAAAACAGGUGUCGGGUGUCAUAUAUAUAUGUACUGUCAUUUGCCAAAAUUUUGCCAAAUUGUUACAGCUGGUCAGGUGACAAAAAACACAAAUUGGCCUGAAAUGCUUACCAAAAGUAAAAAGAAACUAAACCUUGCACACAGGGAGCAAGUAGGAUACAUGAAGGUCCAACCAUAUCAUUUGAUGCAUGAAUUUUUAUUAACGGCACAAACUG
This is a messenger RNA of Acanthaster planci (crown-of-thorns starfish), 3538 nucleotides long. RefSeq lists its product as uncharacterized. The record is from RefSeq and is a predicted model, not a curated record. NCBI's taxonomy places the organism in Eukaryota, Metazoa, Echinodermata, Asteroidea, Valvatida, Acanthasteridae.